AAUGUCAAGACAAAGCAUCCACAGUUGCUGUAUGAGUCGAAGUUGUAUAAAAUACUACAGGGAGGAACUGGAAUUCCAAAUGUGCGAUGGUUUGGCACCGAAGGAGACUACAAUGUUCUUGUGAUGGAUUUAUUGGGACGUAGUCUUGAGGAUUUAUUCAACUUUUGCAGUAGGAAGUUGUCUCUUAAGACUGUUCUCAUGCUUGCAGAUCAAAUGAUAAAUCGAGUGGAGUUUGUUCAUUCCAAGUCUUUUCUACAUCGGGAUAUCAAACCAGACAAGUUCCUAAUGGGAUUGGGUCGUCUGGCAAAUCAGAUUUACAUCAUUGACUUCGGCCUCGCUAAGAAGUAUAGAGACACAUCAACCCAUCAGCAUAUUCCUUAUAGAGAUAAUAAGAAUUUGACUGGGACAGCAAGAUAUGCAAGCAUGAAUACUCAUCUUGGCAUUGAACAAAGCCGAAGCGAUGAUCUCGAGUCACUUGGAUAUGUGCUUAUGUACUUCCUAAGAGGAAGUCUUCCAUGGCAGGGAUUGAAGGCUGGAACUAAAAAGCAGAAGUAUGAGAAGAUCAGUGAAAAGAAAGUGUCAACAUCAAUUGAGGCCUUAUGCCGUGGUUAUCCCACCGAAUUUGCCUCAUACUUCCAUUACUGUAGAUCUCUACGUUUUGAUGAUAAACCAGAUUAUGGUUAUCUGAAGAGAUUGUUUCGUGACCUUUUUAUUCGCGAAGGUUUUCAGUUUGAUUAUGUCUUUGAUUGGAUGAUCUUGAAAUAUCAGCAGUCGCAGAUUGCCACACCUCCUACUCGUGCUCCUGGUGGUGCUGGACCAAGCUCUGGACUGCCUCCAGUUGUUACAAAUGUUGAAAGACAAUCAGGUAAUUGUAUAAUCAUUCAUUUUCUCAAUCACUGUCAUAUUUACGUGGAAAAGCUUUCUUUUUAAUGUUUGCGUAUUUACUUAGUAUAGUCUCUCAGAAAUUGCAGCCAUUGUUUUCUCUGUGGUUGAAAUUUUCUGUUUAUUGUAUAUGGUUUUAUAUUUUUCCAGAUUCUUUUCUUUAAUUAUUGAAUUAGCAGUCGCUUCUCUCAAUAUGUCGCCCACUGUAAAUUUGAAAAACGGUAUACAGUUCUCACACACUUCGGGUGGAAUUUGUUUUCUUAAAUGUACUAUGUUUGAGGAAAGCUGCAACAAUUUGGGGUUGUCUCAAAGCAGUUUGCAAUAAUUACAACAUACAGAAGUGGAAAUUUGAUGCCCAGAAGACCUACCCAGGUAAGAAGGCCCUUUGUCAAUACAGCACAAGUUGUGUCACUGUGGUUUCACCGUCUCAAUACCUUGUCCAAAUGAGUGUUUGUGCUUUUGUCAAACACUACUGUGUGGGUCAAAUGCUGAUUGACACUGUAAAACUGUAAGUACACCAACAUUUUGAUUUUGUGAUGUAUUAUGAUAUUGUAAUCCUAGAUAUAGCAGGUACUGAGUGUUAAAGCCUACCGAUUGAUGUUGGCACUAGGCACUUCUGUUGCAUAUAUUAUUGGAGUUCAA
Molecule: messenger RNA, 1524 nt
Organism: Rosa chinensis
Lineage: Eukaryota; Viridiplantae; Streptophyta; Magnoliopsida; Rosales; Rosaceae
Product: casein kinase 1-like protein 1
Exons: 10
Biological process (GO): peptidyl-serine phosphorylation; endocytosis; signal transduction
Cellular component (GO): nucleus; cytoplasm
Molecular function (GO): protein serine/threonine kinase activity; ATP binding
Source: RefSeq, a predicted model, not a curated record